Messenger RNA from Diospyros lotus (date-plum), 501 nucleotides. RefSeq lists its product as uncharacterized. The record is from RefSeq and is a predicted model, not a curated record. The transcript has a single exon. NCBI's taxonomy places the organism in Eukaryota, Viridiplantae, Streptophyta, Magnoliopsida, Ericales, Ebenaceae. The coding region runs from base 1 to 501 and encodes 166 amino acids.
AUGGAUGCUUAUCAUAUGUUGUUGGGUAGACCUUGGCAGUAUGAUGUGGAUGCUCAGCAUUCUGGGGAAAAUAAUGUGCAUAGGCUUGAGAAGGGAGGAGUAAAAUACACAUUGCUACCACUUUGUCCUAAAACUUCUGAAGUGGAGGGUCAAACCUUCCUUACCAUUGCCCAUUCCGGGCAAGAGAUUGAGGAUGCAAUCAGGGAAUCCAAGGUGGUGAAUGAAGCAAUUGUGAAACAUGUUUUGUUGAAUGGAACACAGCAAGGAAUAGUUGAGUAUUCAAAACCGAUUAAAUCAUUGUCGGAAGAGUUUGGAGAAGUGAUGUCAAAUAACCUACCAUAUGGGAUCCCGCCAAUGAGAGAUAUUCAACAUCACAUUGAUCCGAUUCCUAUCGUUAGUUUGCCAAAUCUACCCUACUACCGAAUGAGUUCAAAAGAGAGAGAUUUUGAAGGAAAUGUUGGAAGAGCUAUUGAGAAAAGGGCCAGAUUCAAGAGAGCAUGA